Ostrea edulis (European flat oyster) is the source of this 1902-nucleotide messenger RNA. RefSeq lists its product as uncharacterized. Bases 92 to 1771 code for a protein of 559 amino acids. The transcript is spliced from 2 exons. Lineage: Eukaryota; Metazoa; Mollusca; Bivalvia; Ostreida; Ostreidae. The record is from RefSeq and is a predicted model, not a curated record. Gene Ontology annotation, molecular function: protein binding; zinc ion binding.
GAUAUACAUCGCUGCACAGUAAUGCCAUUUUCUGAUAUCUUAAAGUACAAACUCGCCAACAUAAUUAAAACAGCAAAUUAACAAGUUUGCAAUGGCAACAUCAGAUCCAUUUGCCAGAGCACAAGAUGUCAAACGCUGUCAGUUAUGUCCCGGCAAACAGAGAAAGUCUGCAGCAGAAAUCGUGUGUAACACCUGCCACGUCAACCUCUGUAAACACUGUGUAGGACAUCACAUGAUCACAAAUCCCAACAUACGCCACGAUGUUAUCACUUUUCAUUUCAAAAUCUUAGAAAUCAUUCCACCCCAGUGUAAAUUACACCAAGAACAGAACUGCGAAAUGUUCAGUGAAAAAUGUGAUUCCCCAAUUUGUCAGAAAUGUCUUGCCUCUGGAUCUCAUGAAAACCACGAUAUGUCAAAGACUUCAGAAAUUCACAGUUUUAAAAAACAGCUGAUAGAAAAAGACACAAACGAACUUAGAAGUAAGAUUGCACCUGUGUUCGAAUCCAUUCUCUCUGAAAUAGAGGAAAUGUUGUCAAAUGUUCUCCAAAAACAUGGAGAAAGACAAAAAUUCAUUACUGAAUUCGGCAAAAGAUGUCAUACACUUAUAGACAUUGUUAUCAACAGAUAUUUAUGUGAUUCAAAGAAGACAGCAAAACAAGAUGAUGACGCCAUUCAAACUUUGCAAUCCGAGUUCGAAAAAUUACAAUCAACAAUACAAUCAGCUAUACAUGAAAACCAUUCUAUCCAGGCUUCCAACGAUUUAGCCAAAUUUACCAGUUAUGCUUCAAGAAACAAGGAAUUAAGGAAUAUUCCCCCUAGAUUUGAAUUAACAGUCCCACCAUUGGAUCUCAGAGAACUAACAGAAGAGGCACUGUGUCAGAUUAUUGGAGCCAUUGCUCCCUCAAUAAAGUCGAUCAUUCCAGGGCAUAUCCUGCAAGUCAUUCCCCCAGUCUCCAGUUUCAAUGAACCAAACAGAAAAGUAUUAGAGAAGCCUCAAGUAUUAACAGCUCUCAAUACUGGUUAUAGAAAGACUUACAAAGUAUGCUGUAUUCCUAACACAGAUGAGUUCUAUGUCUGUGGUGACAAUAACAUCAUCAGACUCAUGAACACCAAGGGGACAACAAUGGAGGAGAUCGUCACCGAGUCAGGAAAUACUCCAUAUGAUCUGACGGUCACCAGAGAGGGACAUUUGGUGUACUCUGACUUGAAGGAUAGAAGUAUCAACAGACAGAAGAAUGGCAAGAUAGAAUGUCUGAUAAAACGAGAGGGCUGGAUACCACGAGCCAUCUGUCGCAUCUCCACACACGACGUACUAGUUAUCAUGACGACUGAUGAUCGCAAAGAAAGUGAAAUAGUCCGUUACUGUACUUCUACAACUACAAGGACACAAUACAACGACAACGGCAAACCUGUAUAUUUUGAUCCAGACUAUGUUACCGAGAACAAGAACCUUGAUUUUGUUGUCAGUAAUUAUAAUACAAAGACAGUAAUGGCAGUAGAUAAGAAAGGCAAAUUCAGGUUCAGCUAUAAUGGAAAUUUAAAGAAAUCAUUUACUCCACGUGGUGUGACCACAGACAACAUGUGCAACAUCCUGAUUGCUGACCGUGAUAACCAUGUUAUACAUAUCAUUGAUCAGAACGGACAGUUCCUCCGGUACAUAGACAACUGUAACUUACACCGACCAUAUGAUCUCAGUACCGACAGCAAUGACAUGUUGUUUGUUACUGAAAGUGAAUCUGGCAUUGUGAAACAAAUUAGGUAUUUAGAAUAAAAAUUCAAUUUUAAACUAAUCUCAUAGAAGAAUAGAAUAUCCAAUGUAAAUUGUGCUAUAAUACUAUAAAUCACUGUGUGUCAAUUGAAACUAUCAUUCAAGGGAUUGUAAAUAAAGAUUUAAAUUUGAUG